Molecule: messenger RNA, 1500 nt
Organism: Mucor mucedo
Lineage: Eukaryota; Fungi; Mucoromycota; Mucoromycetes; Mucorales; Mucoraceae
Exons: 1
Coding region: 1-1500 (499 amino acids)
Source: RefSeq, a predicted model, not a curated record
AUGAAAAGAAAGCAGACUAAACAGAACAAUUCCCAUCGAAAAAAGAAGCUAAAGUCUUCCCAUCGCCGUCUUAAAGCAUCCCCAACCCAAAAUACUGCUGCUCAUGUUAAUGCUAAGAGUAAUCAUACACGUCUGUUUUUAAUUUCAGAACAAGCUGAAGAUGAAGUUAUCUCUGAAGCAGUAACGCCAAUAUCAGAAGAAGCCAAUCAAUCUACCACGGAGGAAACCAUUCAACCUUCUGAAGAAGAGCCUGACCACUCGGAAGAGCAAAUUAAUGCUGAACACCAAUUGCUAGAAGAGCCUAAUUCAUCGUCUGAAGAUGAUAGUUCACCUGAACACGUUUCAUCUCCUGAAGAUUACGUGUCAUCUGAAUCCAGCUCUACAACCAUCUCUUCCCCAGAAGACGGCUCUUCCAAUGGCAGUAAUUCGUCUGAGGAAACACAUUUGUUCGAAGAAGCCGACUCACCCACAGCGCUUAUCGAAUCAGACGAGGAAUUUACUGGAGAAGACUUAAAUCGUGUUGAAGGUACAGAAGUUAUUGAAGAGAUUACCGGAGAAGACAUUACACCAGUUUCAGAAACUACCGAAUCCGAAGAGAUAGCUACUAGAGACGAUACCCAUCAUGUUGAAGAAACAGAAAAUGUUGAAUCCGAAGAGGCAACUACUGGGGAAGACAGCAAUCGUAUCGAAGAAGAGACCCAUAAUACUGAGGAAAACGCUGAACCUGAAGAAGGAGAUACUAGACAAGAAGAGGCAGCUACUGAAGAUGAAAUUCAUACACCUGAAGAAACUCAUCCUAUUUCUCAAGAAGAAACCAAUAAUAACUCUGGUACGGAACAAGUUAGCGCCGCCCCAGAAGAAGAGGAAGCCGAAACUUCGGGCGAACUAGAAAGGAUUAAUCAACAACUAGACCCUCCCGAACCGUCAACAAUUCAAACUGAUAUAUUUCCAUUGCCUUUAGUAGCAAUACCUGCCACUGAAUCAUCAAUCGAUAUACUUAUGAAUGUAACACGUGCAUUUGAGCAUGCCGUAGAUACUGCCAUUGCCCAGCUUUCUGACAACUUGGCUGCUAUUUCAAGACAAGUUACUUCGGAGUUUGACUCUUUUGAGAUAGCCGUGGCACCAUCAUCACCAUCACCAUCACCAACACCACCACCACCACAAAUCUUUACCAAUGGGCUUCUGACCGAAGCAGAAGCUUUAAUAAAUCGUCACAUAUUUGAUGAAAUUCAAGAUAAUGAAGAGGAACAUGCCUUGGAACUUGGUCAACGUCAAACGCGAGUAGAAGUGCCAUUUCAUCAUGAUCCACCCUCCUUAGGAUACUUGAUUACGCCCAGAACAAGAAUACCUCGUGCGACAAAUGAACUCGCAAACGGAGCCCGGCAUUUGUCUGAUAUUACUUUAGAUACACUACGGUUACCAAGUCAUCAUCAUUCGACACCCAUUGGAGUUGAAGAGUCUGAGGAUAGUAGUGAUCAAUCUGAUUUGCCAACACCCUAA